GUCCAAGGGGCAGCGCCCCUGGCGGGGUCGAGGGAGGCCGCCCUCGCGGAGUUCGGGGCAGCGCCCCGGACCAAAAUUUUAUUUUAUUAAAGAAAUAAAUAUGGAAAUUUAUUUUCGGAUAAACAUGUCCAUAUUAAUUAUUUAAUAGAAUGACUUUCUGUUAGAGUAAAACUCUAACCGAUUGGCCUUAUCUCUUGGGUAAUCAGAAGAAUUCGAGUUCUACUAAAACUGCUAGUUCGUGGUCUAUAUAUUGGUGCCUCAGUUUUAGACUGUCUCUUAGAGUGAUUAUCCCCAUAAUCUAAAUUUCGUGUAACCCAGGCAUAGGGUCGAAAUAUUAGAUUCGGAAAGUGAUCACACGAUACUCUGAGAAAUCCGCCAGAUUUUCUAAAACAGUUUCCCAACUCCCCAGUUCUAACAAUCGAAUCUAAUAUUUUUUCUUGUUUCGGAAAAUCAUGGCUGAAUCUGUAAAAGAGAUGACUUCCAAAUUCGACAAGUUGGAGAAAUUCCAAGGAGUUGAUUUCCGUCGCUGGCAAAAGAAGAUGCACUUUCUGUUGACCACACUGAAGGUGGUUUACGUUCUGAGUACGCCUAUGCCAGCGUAUCACGAAGAUGAAACUAUUGAGCAGUCAAGGCGUCGUUCCAAGUGGGAAAACGAUGACUACAUCUGCAGGGGCCAUAUUCUAAACGGUAUGUCUGAUACUUUAUUUGAUAUUUACCAAAACGUGGAGAGUGCGAAGGAAUUGUGGAAUUCACUUGAGUCCAAGUAUAUGGCUGAGGAUGCUUCUAGUAAGAAGUUCCUUGUUAGUGAUUUUUAUCACUAUAAGAUGAUGGACUCAAGGCCUGUUAUGGAACAAUACAAUGAAAUUCUUCGCAUUCUGGGCCAACUCACUCAAC
Molecule: messenger RNA, 894 nt
Organism: Cuscuta europaea
Lineage: Eukaryota; Viridiplantae; Streptophyta; Magnoliopsida; Solanales; Convolvulaceae
Source: the annotation of a GenBank genome assembly